CCCCCCUCCGCGCGUGCGCAGUGCCCCACGAGGGGGCGGGGCUCAGAUUCCUGUCAGCGGCGGCGGCGGUGGCGGCGGCCGUCAGUGUGCGCUGAGGAGAAGCCCGAAACGGACCCUUUGGCUCUCCCUCUCCCUUUUCGCCGCCCGAAACCGUCUUCUCUCUGGACUCACCGGGAGUCAGGUCUCUACUCCGCAGAGCCGCUCUCCACCACGCCGCCCUUCUCGUCGCUCGGCCGGGUGGGAAGUGACUGCCCUCGAGGAGGAGGAGGAGGAGGAGGAGGAGGAGGCAGCGGCGGCCGCCCUCGCCUCGCCGCCCCCGGUUCGGUGCCCGCGGUCCCGGAGAGGAGGUGCCGCCGCCACCGCCGCUCCCCCCCUCCCGCUGCCCUCGGGCCGGGCUGGGUCGAGCUGCGAUGCCCUCGGACUUCAUCUCCUUGCUCAGCGCGGACCUAGACCUGGAAUCGCCCAAGUCCCUGUACUCGCGAGAUUCUCUGAAGUUACACCCAUCACAGAAUUUUCAUAGAGCUGGACUAUUGGAAGAAUCUGUCUAUGAUCUUCUCCCAAAGGAGUUACAGUUACCUCCACCUAGAGAAACUUCUGUAGCUUCAAUGAGUCAGACAAGUGGUGGUGAGGCAGGCUCGCCUCCUCCAGCUGUAGUUGCUGCUGAUGCUUCUUCAGCUCCCUCCUCUUCCUCCAUGGGCGGUGCUUGCAGCUCCUUUACCACCUCUUCCAGCCCUACCAUUUAUUCUACCUCAGUCACCGACAGCAAGGCUAUGCAAGUGGAGAGCUGCUCCUCAGCCGUGGGGGUAAGUAACAGAGGGGUAAGUGAAAAGCAGUUAACCGGUAACACAGUUCAGCAGCAUCCAUCAACCCCGAAGAGGCACACAGUUUUGUACAUCUCACCACCACCUGAGGACUUGCUGGAUAACAGUCGGAUGUCCUGCCAGGAUGAGGGGUGUGGAUUGGAAUCUGAGCAGAGCUGCAGUAUGUGGAUGGAGGAUUCCCCCUCCAACUUCAGUAACAUGAGCACCAGUUCCUACAAUGAUAACACUGAGGUACCUCGUAAAUCACGAAAACGAAAUCCAAAGCAGAGGCCGGGGGUCAAACGACGAGAUUGUGAAGAAUCUAAUAUGGAUAUAUUUGAUGCCGACAGUGCCAAAGCACCUCACUAUGUGCUUUCUCAGCUUACCACGGACAACAAAGGCAACUCAAAAGCUGGAAAUGGAACAUUGGACAACCAAAAGGGAACUGGAGUAAAGAAGAGCCCUAUGUUGUGUGGACAGUAUCCGGUUAAAAGUGAGGGGAAGGAACUGAAGAUAGUUGUACAGCCUGAAACCCAGCACAGAGCUCGGUACCUGACAGAGGGCAGCCGAGGCUCAGUAAAAGACAGAACACAGCAAGGCUUUCCGACAGUGAAGCUGGAAGGUCAUAAUGAACCAGUGGUGUUGCAGGUGUUUGUGGGCAAUGAUUCUGGUCGAGUGAAACCACAUGGAUUUUAUCAAGCCUGUAGGGUAACUGGACGAAAUACGACUCCCUGCAAAGAAGUGGACAUUGAAGGUACCACUGUUAUAGAAGUUGGCCUUGAUCCUAGCAACAACAUGACACUGGCGGUGGACUGCGUAGGAAUCUUGAAGCUGAGGAAUGCUGAUGUUGAAGCCAGAAUAGGAAUUGCUGGUUCCAAGAAAAAGAGCACUCGUGCCAGAUUGGUUUUUCGAGUUAAUAUCACAAGGAAAGAUGGCUCCACUCUGACAUUGCAGACACCCUCUUCUCCCAUUUUGUGUACUCAGCCAGCAGGAGUUCCUGAAAUCUUAAAGAAAAGCUUGCAUAGCUGUUCAGUAAAAGGAGAGGAAGAAGUGUUUUUAAUUGGGAAGAACUUUCUAAAAGGAACUAAAGUUAUUUUUCAGGAAAAUGUUUCUGAUGAAAACUCUUGGAAAUCAGAAGCUGAAAUAGACAUGGAAUUGUUUCAUCAGAACCAUCUUAUUGUGAAAGUUCCCCCAUAUCAUGACCAACAUAUAACUUUGCCUGUGUCAGUGGGAAUAUAUGUUGUGACCAAUGCUGGAAGAUCUCAUGAUGUUCAGCCAUUUACUUACACUCCAGACCCAGCAGCAGCUGGUGCUUUGAAUGUAAAUGUGAAAAAGGAGAUAUCUAGUCCAGCAAGACCUUGCUCCUUUGAAGAAGCCAUGAAAGCAAUGAAAACGUCUGGAUGUAACCUAGAUAAAGUAAACAUUCUUCCUAAUGCCCUGAUCACUCCACUCAUGUCAAGCAGUAUGAUUAAGACUGAAGAUGUUACUCCAAUGGAAGUAACAGCAGAGAAAAGAUCUUCCCCUAUUUUUCAGACUACAAAGACAGUUGGUUCGACUCAGCAAGCUUUAGAAACUAUUCCUAACAUAGCAGGAAACGCGUCUUUUUCGUCACCAUCAUCUUCCCACUUACCUUCUGAAAAUGAAAAUCAGCAGCAGCUUCAGCCCAAGGCAUACAACCCAGAGACCCUGACAACUAUCCAAACACAGGAUAUCUCACAGCCUGGGACUUUUCCAGCAGUUUCUGCUUCUAGUCAGCUGCCCAGCAACGAUGCACUACUGCAGCAGGCUACACAGUUUCAGACAAGAGAAGCUCAGUCCAGAGAUCCAUUACAGUCAGAUGGCACAGUGGUUAAUUUGUCACAGUUGACUGAGGCAUCGCCGCAGCAGCAGCAGUCCCCGCUGCAAGAACAAGCACAGACGUUACAGCAGCAGAUCUCAUCAAAUAUUUUUCCACCGCCAAAUAGUGUGAGCCAGCUCCAGAGUACCAUUCAGCAUCUGCAAGCAGGAAGUUUUACAGGGGGCACUGCUGGUGGCAGCAGUGGAAGUGUUGACUUGGUCCAGCAGGUUUUAGAGGCACAACAGCAGUUAUCUUCUGUUCUGUUUUCUGCUCCAGAUGGUAAUGAGAAUGUUCAAGAACAGCUUAAUGCAGACAUUUUCCAAGUCAGUCAAAUUCAAAGUAGUGUAAGCCCCGGAAUGUUUUCCUCAACAGAGCCUGUAGUUCACACCAGACCAGAUAACUUACUACCUGGGAGGGCUGACAGUGUCCAUCAACCGACUGAAAACACACUAUCUAAUCAGCAACAGCAGCAGCAGCAGCAGCAGCAACAGCAAGUGAUGGAGUCAUCGGCUGCAAUGGUGAUGGAGAUGCAGCAGAGCAUUUGCCAAGCAGCUGCCGAACUAUUUCCUUCAGCUGCUUCAGCAAAUGGAAGCCUUCAGCAGUCUCCAGUUUACCAGCAGCCUUCUCACAUGAUGAGUGCACUGCCUACCAACGAGGACAUGCAAAUGCAGUGUGAGUUGUUCUCUUCUUCCCCUGCAGUUUCUGGAAAUGAAACUUCCACAACCACCACGCCACAGGUUACAACCCCUGGCUCCACUAUGUUUCAGGCGCCAAGUUCGGGAGAUGGAGAAGAAACUGGAGCACAGGCAAAACAAAUUCAGAACAGUGUCUUUCAGACCAUGGUUCAAAUGCAGCACAGUGGAGACAGCCAACCUCAAGUAAACCUCUUUUCAUCUACAAAAAAUAUAAUGAGUGUUCAGAAUAGUGGUACCCAGCAACAAGGGAAUAGCUUGUUCCAGCAAGGGAACGAGAUGAUAUCACUUCAGUCUGGAAACUUUUUGCAGCAGUCUUCUCAUUCACAGGCUCAACUCUUUCAUCCUCAAAAUCCUAUUGCUGAUGCUCAGAACCUUUCCCAGGAAACUCAAGGUUCAAUUUUUCACAGUCCAAAUCCUAUUGUCCACAGUCAGACUUCCACAGCAUCCUCUGAACAAUUGCAGCCUUCAAUGUUUCACUCACAGAAUACCAUGACUGUAUUACAAGGCUCUUCAGUUCCACAAGACCAGCAAUCACCCAACAUAUUUCUUUCCCAAAGUUCUAUGAAUAAUCUACAAACUAAUACAGUAGCCCAAGAAGAACAGAUUUCAUUUUUUGCAGCACAGAACUCAAUUUCUCCACUUCAGUCAACAUCAAACACUGAGCAGCAAGCUGCUUUUCAACAGCAGCCUCCAAUCUCACACAUCUCAACCCCUAUUCUUUCCCAGGAACAGGCACAAUCCACUCAGCAAGGUUUAUUUCAGCCUCAGGUGGCCCUGGGCUCCCUUCCGUCUAAUCCAAUGCCUCAAAGCCAACAAGGAGCAAUGUUCCAAACACAGCGAUCAAUCGUUGGCAUGCAGAGUAACUCUCCAUCUCAGGAGCAGCAGCAACAGCAGCAGCAGCAGCAGCAGCAACAACAACAACAACAGCAACAGCAGAGCAUUUUAUUCAGUAAUCAGAAUGCCAUGGCUCCACUGGCAUCUCAGAAGCAGCCACCACCAAACAUGAUAUUUAGCCCAAACCAAAACCCAAUGGCUAGUCAGGAGCAGCAGAACCAGUCAAUUUUUCACCAGCAAAGUAAUAUGGCCCCAAUGAACCAAGAGCAACAGCCCAUGCAAUUUCAGAAUCAGCCUACGGUUUCUUCACUUCAGAACCCAGGUCCUACGCAGUCUGAGUCACCACAGACCUCCUUGUUUCAUAGUUCUCCUCAGAUCCAGUUGGUACAAGGGUCACCUAGUUCUCAAGAGCAGCAAGUAACACUCUUCCUCUCUCCGGCAUCCAUGUCGGCACUGCAGACCAGUAUAAACCAACAGGACAUGCAACAGUCUCCUCUUUAUUCUCCUCAGAACAACAUACCUGGAAUCCAAGGAGCCACUUCUUCACCCCAGUCACAGGCUACUUUAUUUCACAACACUACAGGAGGCACAAUGAACCAACUACAGAAUUCUCCUGGCUCAUCUCAACAGACUUCGGGAAUGUUCUUAUUUGGCAUUCAAAAUAAUUGCAGUCAGCUUUUAACCUCUGGACCAGGUACCUUGCCAGAUCAGCUGAUGGCCAUAAAUCAGCCAGGCCAGACACAAAAUGAGGGCCAGGCUUCUGUGACAACACUUCUUUCUCAGCAAAUGCCAGAGACUUCCCCACUGGCCUCCUCUGUGAACAGCAGUCAGAGCAUGGAGAAGAUUGAUUUGCUUGUUUCAUUGCAAAGCCAAGGGAACAAUUUAACUGGCUCCUUUUAAUGAGAUGCAAAUUCCAUGAAGAAAGUAAUGAUGAUUCCAAGAUGUCCUGAGAAAUUGUGGUUCUGUGAAGAUCAUUGAACUGUUGUGAAAACUAUAUUGGAGUAAAUGGGUAGAUUUCCUGACUGUGAGAACACACCCAUGCUGCCUGUUGCAGUAAUGCGCCACCAAUGUGCUUUUUGUUUCUAGUAACAGUGAUGACUGAGAAUCUGUUUGAUUUUUCCAGCUGACAGAAUUGUUGCUUUUGUCCUAGUUUUUUAAAUGCAAGGCUGGGCCUCUCAGUUAUUAUUGCUAUUAGAAAAUCAUAUUUGUCAUGUUUACUUACAUUCUUAUUUUCUUUCCUACAUUAUUUUAGUCAAGUAAUGGCUUAGGACAGAGUAAAGUUUAGUAAUGACUAAGGCUGUGAUUUUGUUGAUGUAAAAAGCAUGGAUGUUGGCCAAAGUGAAGGAGUUUUUUUCAGUUUUCAUGGAUAAGCUGAAGGUAUAACUUACAAAAAAGCUGUAUUGACAACUCUGCAGAUAAGAGGACUCCUCAUCACACACAUGCAGAUGACAUGCUUUCAAACUGGGUACAGCUGGAAUGUUACUGAGGUCAUUUUGUAGAGAGUUGUUAGUUCUCUGUAUUUCUACUACGGGAUUUAGCCAUAACUGCAUAAAAAUAUUUUGUUCUAUGAAAACGAAGGGAGUAAUAUAUGACAUUAUGUUCUCAUAUUCACCUUCAGUAGUUUAAACUGACAGAGUCAUUUGAGUCUGUUUUCCUCUUACUCAGCGUUAGGCUAGUGUUCCCACUUUAUAUGCAUCUGUAUUGUUUUCCUCUUCAGUUUUAGACAGCUGUUAAUAUACCCCUGGCUUUAUGACCCUGUAGUAGUUUAGAGAAGGCAGCCACAUUGAUCCAGUGACCUGGCAGUCUGCAGCACUGGGCCAGGAAUACUCUUAGGAAUUAUUGGAAAUUGAUUCCUGAGAAAAAAACAAUUCUCUCUCUCUCUCUCUCUCUCUCUCUCUCUCUCUCUCUCUCUCUCUCUCUCUCUCUCUCUCUCUCUCUCUCUCUCUCUCUCUCUUAUUUUUUCUUCCGUGAACAGUGCUGUUCUGAAGUCUUCAAAUUUUUCCCUCUAAUGAAAAACAGUAUAAAAUCUCACUUUACAAAUGAGGCAAACAAACAUUUCUCCAGCUGUUAUUUCUCCCUGAGCUGCAGUGACGAUAAUUCAUUUGUCACCUCAGUGCUUUACAGUCGAAGUGGUCACUUAAUCGAUGGGUCCCACAAGCCUUAGGCUUUACAGGGUCGCAUCAUUGAUGUAAAAGGAAGAGUUAACUUAUGUUACAUCUACAGAGAGCAAAAUUACACACUCCAGAACUUGCAUUUGUAGCAUUAGUUGUAGAGUUUUGGGUGUUCUUGCCGCCUGUGUGGUGCCUGCUUCUCACUCCCACCUACAUCUGGACACAUGCUUAUAUCUCAUUUAUCUUUGGCAUGUGGAAAGUGUCAAUGCAGCAUGAGGCCAACAUGUGUGGCUUCUGUGUGUUGAUAUGUUUUGGUAUCCUGUUUGUUUCUUUUACUUACUUUAAGUGUCUAAAAAUUAGCCAGUUUGUAGUUUCUUUUCCUUAGCCUUAGUUUUCUUUCCAUUUUUUCUCUCCCUGUCCUACACAAUUGUUGAACUGUGUGGAGCUGUGGUGUUGGUUUGUUCAUUUGGUCAGAUUCCCCUUUUGUGAUCUUUCUUUGUUCUUUGACUAUUGUUCUUGUCAUUUGCUUUCUCUUUGUUCUUCUUCCUCUGCCCUGACCCUUCCUUUCUCUCUCUGAGAGGCAUUGGAUUACGUUUUCAGUAGUACAGGCUUCUUGCCGAUAUGAAGGGAACUUUCCAGAAAGAGACCUACUCUGGUCAUUUAAUUUUGAAAACAGUUUUCAAUCGUUCAAGUUUUGGAUGGUUUAUAUCUAAUGUGUGUUUCAUUUUUUUGGAAAGCUAUAUUUUAUAUUUAGGAAAUGGUAUACUAUUUUGCUAUUUGUACUGAGUGAGUACAUUGGCAUAAAUAUAGAAAUUUAUAUAUAUAUAUAUAUACAUAUAUAAACUAUUCUUUUUGCCACACAUUUUUGUGGUAAAUUUGUGAGUUUGUCUGAUGUUCUACCACAACGUGGCGUCUGAUAACAGUGAGGGGUUUGUUAUGUCUUUAUUGAGUAUUUAAGUACCUUUUGAAACAAAUGGCCUGUUUAUCUGUAGCCAUUCCAUCAGGCAGUUCCUUGAUGUUACUAGUGAGCUAAAGGCAACGACUCUGUGUUUGCUGGAUCUCCACUCAGCAAGGUGUUAAAGAGCAAGGAAUCUUACUGAGGUAGUGUCAAAUGGUGUUUGACAAGAAUGAGCCACUCUGUCUUUGUUCACUAUAUAUUUAAUAUUUUAUUAUUGUUGUUGUUAUUAAUUGGCUUUCUGUAUCCUAUGCCUUUUAUUUAUAAAGACACUAAAAAUACCAUGUUUGUAAUUUUAAUAACAUUUUCCCAUCUUUUAAUAUCCAGAACUACUUUAUAAAUUCUCUAAACCGAAAGUAUUUUCCUCAAUGUCUCCCUUCUCCCCCACUCCCUACAGGGAAGAAUCACCCAGCAUAGUUCAGGUUACGAUAAGAGUCAGCCACACAAUUCAGUGCUUCAGCUUUCAGAUGUCCAACAGACACUAGCGUGUCUUAGAAGAGACAGGAGUCAGCGUUUAAAACUACAUUUAUUUCUGAGUUUUCAGAGUUACUUUCUGAGAUCAUGUAGGAGACUCACCAAGAUCAAAUUAGAAUGUUACUACCGCACCAUGGAUGAAGUGCAGCAAGAAGUCUGGCUUGUGUGGUGACUUCUGUUUGUUCUGUACUAGAAGCUUAUCCUUAUAAAAUGCUGAUUGGCAAUGCCAAGUCACUGGGACCAAUUUCUGUUUUAUAAUGUCUGAGUUUAGAACAGAACAUCACCUGAACUGUAGUGGUUUGAGUGGAUGGAGGCAAAACCCCUCAUUUUUAGUCUCAUCACUUCUGUGGUUAUUUAUACAAGGGCUGUGCUGUGCUACCAUAUUCCUGUUCAAUAAUGAUGGAAGUUUAUUUGUUUUCUUACAUUGUUAAAUGUUCCUUGCCCCUAAAGGUCCGUGUUAAGUACAAUGUUCUGAAUAUAUGAUUUGGUUACAAGAAGUCUUUGUCUUCUUAUUGAAGAGUUAGCUCAGUGGUUGAUACUUGUGCUAAGAAUGCAGCUUCUCAGUUCCUGUUACAGUUACAACUGCCCGUGGGAAGACUCAGUGAGCCAGUAAAGACCUUGGGAAUCAGGAUUUAUUAAAUUUAUAUCUGGCAGAAGGACCUAAAUAAACUGUGAACUACAUUUUAUUCCUUUGUUACAUUCAGUUCUUGCUUUCAGCAACUCAUAGAAAUGCUUGGAGCUUAUCUCUCUCUCUCUCUCUCUCUCUCUCUCUCUCUCUCUCUCUCUCUCUCUCUCUCUCUCUCUUCUGUGGGUGAGCAUGCGUGCAUGCAUGUAUGUGUGCUUGUUAUUCCUUAUUGUCAUUCCACACCAGGGAGAAGACAGUUAGAUAAUUUGUUUGAUUUUGUUGUUUUAUUUUGUUUCGUUUUGAGGCAGAGUUUCUCUGUGUAGCCCUGGCUGUCCUAGAAUUCACUCUGUAGACCAGGCUGGCCUUGAACUCAAGAGAUCCGCCUGCCUCUGCCUCCUGAGUGCUGGGAUUAAAGGCGUGUGCCACCUCUGCCCAGCUUAGAUAAUUUGUUUCUAAGAUUUGCUAUAGGCUUUUCUAAUUCUAACAUCAUGUGAUUUGUUAUUUAGCCAAUUUUGGUAUGUCUACCCCGUCUCCUUAGAACAAGUGUUUAAAGGGCUUUAUUAUCAAAGCAGUAUUAAUGAGAGGCCUCUUUCCCUCCCUCCCAUUCUCCCAUCCUUCCUUGCCCCCCACCUUUAUAUAAUAUUGUAAGUUAUAGUUUAGAAUCUCAUUAUCAUAGGUUUAUUGCCUACCAAAGUUUUGGCUAAUCUACCCAGAAAAAAGUAGAAGGAAGAAAUUGUGCACAUGUCCAUUUAGAAUGAAAAUAAUUCCUUUUGACAUUUUUGAAUGUUUGUUUUUAUUUGUUUUCAGUAUUUGUUUUCAAUGAGGUUGCACUACGCUGCCCAAGUACUGGGCCUGGAGGGAUGAAGCACCUUACCUGGGCCCCUUUGGCCUUUUUAAGCCAUUGUAAAUGUUUGUUUGCGAAAAAUGGAAUCUGUCAGCAAAUAAGAACCACAGUGAAAAAUGACUGACUGAUUCUUAAACUCAGCAUAGUUGUACAUAUUCUUGGGGGUUAGCCUGAGAAUUUUUCUAGUAAAAUUUUCUGUAUCCCUGUUUCCUGAUUUUUAAUUAGUUAAAAGUUAUGGGAGACCUUGUAACUUUAUUCUGCAUCUGGAGCAUAGGUUCUAUCUCUAAUCAAGAUUUCCUUUUUAUAGAUGCGUGCUUUUGGUUAUGUGGAGGGACUCAAUGAAAAAGAAAAAUUAAUUCAGCAUAUGUAUUAGAGAAAUAACUCAGGUCUUGGGGUGUGGUUCAGGGGUACAGAGUUUACAUCUCAUGUGCAAGGCCCUGAAUUUGAUCCCCAGCACCACCAAAAGGGAGAGAAAAAGAACCUGGGUAUACACACUAGCAAGAGAAUGAGCACUGGUCCAUCACACACACUGAGAGCUUUCCCUGUCUAAACUGUGGAGGUGGCAUUCAUGAUGCAGGAAAUUGACUCACUACAGUAUCAUUAGUAAAUUGUCCUGGUGCCCUAAUUACUUUUGAGCUCUGUUUUCAUGCCAUGCUAAGCCUUGUAUGUUAAUAAAAUUCUGUUUUUACUGCUCUUGUUCUUUCAGGCAACUUUUUACAUUAGUAUUUUAUAUAGAGAUUACAUGUGUAUGGAAAAGUGCCUUUUUACCAUGCCAGUGUACCCUUCUUAUAAUUCCGCCUUCCACUGUUGCCAGAAAUAUAUGAACAACUGGUCUUAACAGGUCCCAACCUAGACUUUUUCAUUUGGCCAUUCUUUUCUCCAUUUCUUGGUCACAAUAGAAGAAAACUUUGUCAGUUCCUUUGACUUGAAAAUAACAGAGAAAGUUCUUUGGCAAAAUUGCUUGGAGAGUAAGUGUAUGCUGUUGAGGCUUACAUGAAUCAACUCUUAAUUUUCUCAUCCCAACAAAUUAGAGCUGGGUCUUCCUAGAACAGUAAUGAAAAUUUGGCUGUGUGCGAAAUUCCAUGCACACAAGUGUUUGUUAAAUGUUGUGAAGACACUACUCAUAGCAUCUUCUCUGGCCCUAAUUAGCUGGGUGAAAAGCAGUCAUUAAAACAUAGGUUUUGUAAGUCCUGGGGAUAAUGUUGAUUCUUUUUUUUUUUUAAUUAAACAUGACAAAGUAGUUUAUUAUAUUUCUUUUCUAUCAGAACUUUAGUUAAUUGGCCUUGGAAAGCUUAGUAUCAGAAAAAAAUUAGGAAGAAGUCAUUUGAGUCCUGGGAGAGCUAAGGUAAUUUCUUUAGUGUUAGAUGCAGUUGGAUUGAGUGUCCUGGUUUUGCCCAUUUUGUUGCUGUUCUAGCUCCGUACCAAAUGGUGGUACCUGAAGAAAGGGCCAUCAGCCACAAACUAAGGACAGUGGUAACUUAAACACUGGGGUGGAGCUAUGUUCCCCGUGGAAGUAUUUUUGUGACCGUUGGACGGAAGAUGGCAAACUUUUAUGCAAUAUUCUUAAUACCCUAUUGUGCACUUUAAUCAUCCCAAAUUCAGAGUAGCGCAUCCAUUUUUAUUUUGGAUAGCUGGCUUGGUGUGUUUGAUGACUGCUUUUUAAAGUAACUCGGAAUAAGUGUGAAGUUGCUAUUUUCUAAAGGACUUUUAAGACUUGGAAACUUAGUGUAAGGAAAUGACUACACUGUAGCAGAUUGUUUUAGAAUGGUAAAGUGAUUGACUGGCUGAUGAGUGUAUUGGAGAGCUACUUAGAACCAUCCCCUUCUUGUGUGUUUUAUGUCCUUAUAGAAGAACGCUAUAAUGUUUAGUUUCUAUCUGUGUGGUUUAUGUAAACCAGUAUGGUCCUCCACCCCAGCAGCUAGCAUCAGUAUGAGCAGGAAACUAGUUAGAGGUGUGCAUUCUUGGGCAAUAGCCCAGCCUUGCUGAAUUAGAUCUGAAGUUGGGCCCAGCAGUCUGUCUGACCCAACCCAAGGUGAGUCCGAUGCACCUGAGUUUCAGAGCAUAGUGAAAGUGAGAGACUUUCCUUCCCCACUCUUAGAGAUUCCUUCUUUAUGUAUAUUCAGCCUUACCUAGUAAUCUGUGAUCAUUUAUCAACAAUGGUAAUUUAUUCUCAGUACUGCCUAAGAAAUGCAUAUGUCUUAUGUAUCUAUACAGUGUAGUUGCUAAUAAUUAAUUUAACUUAGUUUGGCAUUUUCCUACCACUGACUAAAAAGUUUACAUUAACUGACUGAUUUCAAUAUAUAGGUGCAAUGUUCGGUAUUUCUUUAAUUGGUGUGACAUUUACUUAGCUAAAAUAAUUGAUGGGUGCUACAGUUUCCUGUUUAUGCAUAAUAUGGGUACAUUGUGGGCAGUGUAAUACAAGCUUUCUCUUCAUUUCCUCUUAACUUUACCAGCAGACCACGGUUUUGCUCUGGCUGGACCAGCUCUCAGAACAGAAUUACCAUUCCAUAUCAUUUUUCUUGUAUCUGAGAUAGUAAAUCAGAUGGCUGGCUAGGCCAACAUAACACCUCUUAGUUGAUUUCUUCUCUUAGUUGAUAAGGAUUCUUUUCAAGUAGCUUACUUGGCAUUUGAAUGCUGCAGUAGAGUGAUGGUUCUCUUUGGAACUCAUGCUUCAGGUGAAGUACUUAAUAACAUAAGACAGUGCAUUUUAUAACUUGGCUAUUUUUCCCUCUUCAGUUGUGUGCAUCCUAACAAAUAAGCAGAUUUACUCAUAUUUUCCUUUAUAAUUCAGCACUUCCAUCAUUAAUCUUCCUUCCACUGUUUACAAAUCACUGAUGAGUUAACUCAUGAAAGAUUCACUUUUCAGAAUAAAACUAAAUGAAUACUUGCUUUCUGAGAAUCACUGCUCUCUGUCCCACACUAGCAGUGCUAAGUGGCUUACUCUACAAACUGGUGCUGGAAAGUAAGUAGGCAAACUGUUGGAAUGUUCUAGAGACACCCUCUCUAGUACCCCUACCCCACCCCUGCUGGAUUACAGCAUCUGUGGCUGGACCCAGAGCAUUCUCCACAGUUUAUUCAAGCCCCAGUUUGUAAUCCCUCCUUUAAAAAUCCUGCAUUCAGCUGUCACCCCUACUUGCUCUUUCAUGUCGGUCCUCCCCCAACAUAGAACCCACCCCAGGAGUAAUGUAUGGUUUGUAGGGCUGACCUCAGGACAGCUUAUACUCACACAUAAUCCCAGAUGGAGGAGAGUGGGGUUAGAAUCAAACUUCUGUGACCAAUAAAACCUGUCCUGGCUGGAGUUAGAGCUAGGUAGUUAGAACCCAAGGUGGGUGCAAUCCCCAGUACAGAGAGAGACAGAGACAGAGAAAGAAAAGAAAAAAGAACUGUCCUGCACUGAAGUGAUCACAAUUUCACUCCGUAGAGACCUUCUGCAGCGCAAUUGAACUAACUCCUUCUAUCUGAUGACUGCUCACCUUGUUUCUUCCAAGGAUAAGCUCCAAGGGAUUGCCGCUUUCCUGGCAACUUGACUGAGUUUCACGCUUUUCUUUUACUUUGUGUUUUAAUGAGUAACUUGGACUAUUUCAUUAACCUGUUCUCAAGUGAUUUAGCUGCCAUUCUGCCAUUUUGAGUUUUUAUUUAAUUUUAUCUGCUUGAGCACACUGAUCAACCACUGACUGCCUUCUUGCAUUGUCCUGCAAUGAUGUAAGAGUGACAUUUGUGUAUAUGGCUUCAUAGUUGGAAUUUCAGAGCACUGACACCAGAUAUUCUCAGUUUGUUCUCUAGGGGAAUUUUCAUUUGCAUCUAUGUUUUUAGCUAUCUGUGAUAACUUGUUAAAUAUUAAAAAGAUAUUUUGCUUCUAUUGGAACAUUUGUAUACUCGCAAUUAUAUUUCUGUAAACAGCUGCAGUCAAAAAUAAAACAUUGAAAGUUUUCA
Peromyscus californicus insignis is the source of this 13108-nucleotide messenger RNA. It is a transcript of the gene Nfat5, whose product is annotated as nuclear factor of activated T cells 5. Gene Ontology annotation, biological process: cytokine production; regulation of transcription by RNA polymerase II; calcineurin-NFAT signaling cascade. Lineage: Eukaryota; Metazoa; Chordata; Mammalia; Rodentia; Cricetidae. Gene Ontology annotation, molecular function: DNA-binding transcription factor activity, RNA polymerase II-specific; RNA polymerase II cis-regulatory region sequence-specific DNA binding; transcription factor binding. The transcript has 15 exons. The record is from RefSeq and is a predicted model, not a curated record. Gene Ontology annotation, cellular component: transcription regulator complex. Bases 411 to 5066 code for a protein of 1551 amino acids.